CCCGGCGCGGGUCCGGCCCUCGCUCCCGCCCUCCCGCGGAGGGGCGCGGCUUCCCGGAGGCCCGGGAGGGGCCCGUGCCGGGCUCCCUCGCUGCGAGGGAAAAUGCCCGCUGGUUCUUUUGUACGCAAGGCUAUCAAGCCCGGAGGACGCCGUGCCCUGUGGCACUCGGACUGAGAAAGCGCGUUGCGAAUCACGAGGCUUUUUGCCCAUAGGUGCCGUUAAGGCGCGUUUUGGAGUGGGGAACGGAGGAGCCACAGGUGCAGCCCGACGCUCCCCGUACUCAAGUAAGGAUGCCUUAAAACGAGAACUAUGGAUAAAUAUAUCAAAGUACGGAAGAUUGGAGAAGGAUCCUUUGGGAAAGCAAUUCUUGUCAAAGCUAAAGAAAAUGGCCAACAGUAUGUUAUUAAAGAAAUAAACAUCUCUAAGAUGUCAAAUAAGGAGAGAGAAGAAUCAAGGAGAGAAGUUGCUGUUUUGGCUAACAUGAAACACCCAAAUAUUGUCCUCUAUAGGGAGUCAUUUGAAGAAAAUGGCAGUCUGUACAUAGUGAUGGAUUACUGUGAAGGAGGAGACCUAUUUAAAAAGAUAAAUGCCCAGAAAGGAAUCCUGUUCUCUGAAGAUCAGAUUCUGGAUUGGUUUGUACAAAUCUGUUUAGCACUAAAACACAUACAUGAUAGAAAAAUCUUGCAUCGGGACAUAAAGUCACAGAAUAUAUUUUUAACCAAAGAUGGAACAAUACAGCUGGGAGACUUUGGAAUCGCCAGAGUUCUGAACAGUACUGCAGAGUUGGCACGCACUUGCAUAGGAACACCGUACUAUUUGUCACCUGAAAUAUGUCAGAACAAGCCUUACAACAAUAAAAGUGAUAUCUGGGCCCUUGGUUGUGUUCUCUAUGAAAUGUGUACACUUAAACAUGCGUUUGAAGCCGGUAACAUGAAGAACUUGGUCCUGAAGAUAAUCUCUGGACCUUUUCCUCCUGUUUCUAUGCAUUACUCCUAUGACCUACGUAAUCUGCUGUCACAGCUAUUUAAAAGGAAUCCUAGGAAUAGACCAUCAGUAAACUCCAUAUUGGAGAAAAACUUUAUAGCCAAACGGGUUGAAAAAUUUCUCACACCAGAGCUUAUUGCAGAAGAAUUCAGUCACAAAAUUUUCCACAAGUUUGGACCACAUGCUUCACCAGCUAAAAGACCAGCUCAAGAACAAACACUGACUUCAGUUGCACCAGCUCAGAAAAUUACCAAACCUGCUGCAAAAUAUGGAGUGCCUUUAACUAUCAGGAAGUCUUGUGGUGCACCUAGAAAGCCUAAUGAGAAGAAGCCAUUGACUAAAACCAGACAGGAACCUUCAAAAAAGAAAAGGUUAGAAUUGCCUGAAAAAGAAAAACGCCAGAGAGAGCAGAUCAGUUUACCGAAGGCAGAUGAAAUGAGAAGAUUGGAAAAAGAAAGGAUGGAACGAAUAAACAGAGCCAGGGAACAAGGAUGGAGGAAUGUGCUUGGUUCAGGUGGAAGUGGUGUUAAGGCACCAUAUUAUGUCGGUGGAGGUGGUGUUGGUCCUCUUCCUGUGUCUUCCAGAGGACGCUAUGAACACUAUCAUGCUAUUUUUGACCAGAUGCAACAGCAAAAGGAAAACAUCUUCAGAGUAGCUGAAGAGAGGGAGGCCAAAUUGAGGGCAAAACUACAAGACCGAGGAGUUGCUGAAAGAGGAAUUCCACCUGGAACACGUCCAGGAGUUCCUAAGGGACCUGCAGGUCAUCACCAUUUACCCGAUGUUGGUGCAGUUAGGAAAAAAGGGAAAAGAUUGAAGGAGGUGUCUAAACAAGCCAGUGCAAACAGGCAAAAAGGAUGGAUAGCUGCAGAUAGAGCAAAGCAAGUUGAAGAAUUCUGGCAACGAAAGAGAGAAGCCAUGGAAAACAAAGCUCGAGCUCAGGGACACAUGGGUACACUGCAAAACGUGGCAGAUACCUAUGGAGGCAGGUCCAUUUCUGCAAGAGGAAGGAAAUCCAGAAACAAGGAGGAAGAGGAAUAUUUGGCAAGACUGAGACAGAUCCGGCUACAAAAUUUUAACGAACGUCAACAGAUUAGAGCAAAACUUCGUGGAGAUAAGACUUUCACUUUGCAGAAUGAAGCUGCCAGUUCUGAUGGACAGGACUCGAGUGAGGAAGCAGAAUUGAAACGCAAGAAGGUAGAAAUGCAGAAGGCCCAAGCAAAUGCUCGUGCUGCAGUUCUGAAGGAACAGUUGGAGCGAAAGAGAAAGGAAGCAUAUGAAAGAGAGAAAAGAGCCUGGGAAGAACAUAUGAUUGCAAAAGGGGUAAAGAAUCCUAAUGUGCCUUUUCAUGUGGAAGCUACAGAACAUAGUCCUAUGAAUGGACUACAAGAGCCUGGAGCUGCUCUUCCUAAGCCACAACUUCCAGUGAAGCCUGCUGUACCUGUCAUCUCCAUGACUUCUGCUUUGAAGGAAGUGGGUGUGGAUGAACAUGUAAUAACUGCUAUCCAGGAACCUGAGGAGGAAGUAAAAAAACCAGAUUUUGCAAUACAAAAUAAGCGCGAAAUUCUGAGAAGAUUAAAUCAAAAUCUUAAAGCUCAAGAAGAUGAGAAAGGAAAAAAGGAGGAUAAAAAUACCUCUGAAUCAGGUGGAUCUGAAGAUGGUAAGGAACAACAAGGUGACCAGCCACUUCUGGGAGAUCGCAAAAAAUGGGAACCUGGGGCAUCUGAGCUGGUCGUUCCUCUGGCUCAGUUAUCGAUGGAAGAUUCUCUCUCUGGAACAGAGUGUCAGACUCUGGGGGAAGUAAUUAGGUUAGAUAUUGGUGAACCUCACAGGAAAGUCUGGGGCAAAAGCCCUACUGAUUCAGUUCUGAGGAUCCUAGGAGAAGCAGAGCUGCAGCUGCAAACUGACAUACUUGAGGAACAAGAUGAGAUAAAUGGUACUGCAGAACUUCUUGAAGAAGGUCAUCAGUCUUCAUCAGAGGAGAAGGAAGAGAAGGCUUUUUUUCCUGUUGGAGCUCAGUCUGCAGUACCAGUUGGUGUUACAAAGUCUGUCAUGGCUGUACCAGAAGAAUCUCAAAGAACUGAACCCCCCCUGGUACAGAGCAUACCUAUUAUGCUGGAUGAGCCUGAUGAUUUGGAAGCAGAGGUGCUGGAAGAAAUGGAAGAUAAAAUGAACCAGAGCCAGAGUAAGGAGAAUAAGGAGUUUCCCAGCACUGUUAAUGAAGUGUGGGUAAAAGAGAAAGAGGAUACGGUACAACUUGAUGGAAUGAAUGAGGCAGCUUCAGAGAAAGCAGUGCCCAACAAGGUGCAACCACAAAAGGAAGCUCCAGCAGAAACUUGUGCCAGUGACUGUCAGCAAGCUGAACCCUUGUUCCAGAGGGUAAUACAGCCCACAGCUGUACCAACAACCUCACCAGUUCUGUCAGCUCAGUCUUCACAGGAAGAGUCUUUUGUACCUCGUUCACGUUCCAUAUCACCAGCAAGAAAUAAAGGCAAAAGUUCUUUGUUGAUUGGACUUUCUACAGGACUUUUUGAUGCAAAUGACCCAAAGAUGUUGAGAACAUGUUCACUCCCAGAUCUUUACAAACUGUACAGAACUUUAGUUGAUGUUCCCAGUGUAGCAGAUGUGCAGCAUCAACAUAAUCUUGAAAUAGAUGAUACGGAAGAUGAGCAAGCCAAAGAAGGACCCUCUGACUCUGAGGAUAUUAUGUUUGGAGAGACAGAUACAGAUUUGCAGGAGCUCCGGGAUUCGAUGGAACAGUUGCUUCGGGAGCAGCCUAGUGAGGAAUUGAGUGAAGAAGAGGAGUCUACUUUAAAGGCUAAUGCUAUGGAAUGCGUUACAAAUGGUACUGAGCUGGAUGAAGGAGAUGAAAAUAACCCCAGCAGUGAAAGUGCUCUUAAUGAAGAAUGGCAGUCAGAUAAUAGUGAUGGAGAGAUUGCCAGUGAAUGUGAAGAAUGUGAUAGUAUCUUCAGCCAUUUAGAAGAGCUGAGAUAUAACCUGGAGCAGGAAAUAGGCUUUGAUAAAUUAAUUGAAGUUUAUGAGAAAAUAAAGGCUAUACUUGAAGAUGAAGAUGAAAAUAUUGAUAUUUGUUCAACCAUAGUUCAGACUGUUCUUGGAAAUGAACACAAACACCUGUAUGCCAAAAUACUUCACCUGGUAAUGGCAGAUGGAGCCUACCAAGAAGGUAAUGAUGAAUAAACCUGACUCAGGAAAUUCCUUAGUGCUUACUACAUAUCAGUGUCUGAAGUUUGCACAGCUGAACAACAAAUUGUAGCCGAGAAUGUAACAUAGGGCAGGAGAGGCAAGACUUCAAAAAAGAAUGUGGAUUGUAUGAAAAAGAGAAAAAACAUGCCUUUUAAACUGAGAUACCUUUAGAGUUCUCUUGUGUGGAUUUGCAUACAUGUUCCUUAAAUAUUCGGUACCCAAAAUUUAAAAAAACCCACACCAACCAACACAACAAAAUAAAAAGAAAUGCCUGUAUAUAUUCCGAUACAAAACUGAGACCUAUAAUUAAAACAGAAUUUCUGCCAUAGGAAGAGAUAGCUGGUAUGGUAGAACAGCUGGAAGCAUUACUGUGUGGUGGAAAUACUCACAUCUAGCUAUUUACUUACAUACUUCAAGUAGCUUUUCUUUACACCUACACAAAGAAAUUAUUUUGUUUUUACUGACUCUCAUGGUUGUAUUUUAAUAGUAUCUUAAUCUAUUGGUCCAGUUCAAGCAUUUCACUCUUACUGUAUUUUGAACUUGAAGGCUUCUGUCACAUCUGAAAUAUCUUGAUGUUGUUUCUAAAUCAGGGCAAGCUGGUACAUAAGUCAUCAUUGAAAUGUCUGGGAGGGGUUGAGAUUGUAAAAUCCAUUUGGAGCUGGAAUACUCGUUUUUCCAAAUUUUUUCUCCUUCUUUUUCUUCUUUUUCCCCUUUCCUAUCCCCUUCCUAAAAAUCCCAGUUGUUUACCGCUCUUGAAUUUUAUAAUCUGCUCAAUGAUGAUGUUCUACACUGUUGAACUGAAAGGGGGAGGGGGUUUCCAGUUUGACUUUGAAGUCUGAGUGUUCUAGUUGUUGCUCCAGGGGAAAAUGAAACAUUGCAGACACAAGUGCUGUGUGAUACUUCACAUCUUCUGGCUCCUGUAUUGUAUAGCUUGGUUUCCACCACCCUACAAGCAAAAGCCGGUUUCUUCUGACACACAUUUCCUCGUUCCCUGUGUCAAAGUAGUACUAUAGAGGGCAGACAAUAGGGAUUCUGUUGUUUUGCAGUCAUGGUCUCUGCAUCAUCUUUACUGGUUUACCCAUUACAGUAAGUCUUGCUAUGAAUUUGAAGAACUGUCAAACUUCCAAGUGCCCGACUGAAGAAAAAUAGGUUUGGUUUCUUUUUUUUUUUUUUCAGUCACAAUUUAAAACUGUCAAAAGUUGCUUUUCCACAAAGUAAAAACAAGUACAUAUAUAUAUAUAUAAUUUAAACUGUCAAAAUAUGUACAUGAUUUUUGUAUAAUUGUUUUAUGGUGUCAUUAUUAAAAUUUUGCUCACUGAAAACCGUUAAUUUUUUUAGACA
This is a messenger RNA of Hirundo rustica (Barn swallow), 5526 nucleotides long. RefSeq names its product NIMA related kinase 1 (gene NEK1). Gene Ontology annotation, biological process: protein phosphorylation. The record is from RefSeq and is a predicted model, not a curated record. Gene Ontology annotation, molecular function: protein kinase activity; ATP binding. NCBI's taxonomy places the organism in Eukaryota, Metazoa, Chordata, Aves, Passeriformes, Hirundinidae. The transcript has 35 exons. The coding region runs from base 310 to 4179 and encodes 1289 amino acids.